AUGCUGUAUAACCCAAUCCACAUCCUUGAUAUCCAUCGAUGCAUGAGCUCUAAUUCCAAUACUCUGUUAGAUUCAGAAGUGCUUGAAAAUGAGACAGGGGAAAUGAGCGGAUGGAUCAUCCAGGAGGUCAUAGGCAUCCCUGAUGAUGACUGCGAUGAGUCCCUGGAGAAUUGUUUCCGGGAGUCGCGAGACGAUCCAUCUCUGGAGAUUCGCACGAACGCUGUCGCCGUCUUCGUCCUCCUAGCCUUUGCCCUUACCUCUGAAGGAGAUUGA
Molecule: messenger RNA, 273 nt
Organism: Paracoccidioides lutzii Pb01
Exons: 1
Coding region: 1-273 (90 amino acids)
Source: RefSeq, a predicted model, not a curated record